AUGGCGGGCGUCACCGAGGAACAGGUGAAAGUAUCGGGCCUGGUUCUUUCGAUCCUAUCUGUCCUUGUUGCCGUCUGGAGGUUGGGUUACCGAUGUUACCUGAAACGAAUGUGGUGGGACGAUGUACCGGUGGCGUUCGCAGCAACGGUCCAACUACUUCAGCUCAUCUUCACUCAAAUUCGAUAUGAUCCCCAGAAGUAUAGCGAAGGUGUUCUCAUUGCAGGCUAUUAUAUAGGGGCACUGGCGUGCCUUGCAGUUGUCUGGGCAUCGCGAAUAUCAAUCUUGCUCAUUGUCGUACGCCUCAGCAUUCACCGCAAUACUCGAAGAGUCCUCACCGGCGUCGUGGCUGUGUAUGUCGUCGUCUGCAUUAUCUUGAUGGCGCAAGAGGUCUGGACGUGCGAGGAAAAAUCUUCGACAUGGAAGGGGCUCAUGCCACCGCAGUGUCCCCUGGGUUUAGACGUCGCCACAGCACAGAUAAUCUGUGAUGUCCUCUCGGAUGCUAUCCUCAUUGCCGCCCCAUUUCGUUUGAUAUACCACGUCAAGCUCUCGAAGGCACAGAAAAUUCGUGUGAUGACCGUAUUUUCUGCGUCGGCAGCAACCACGGCCGUCAGUAUCUGCCAUGCAUAUUACUUGAUACGACCUCACGGGAUAGAUGACAUAUUGGUUGGUAUUAUCGAGAUGUCCGUCAGCUUGAUUGUCGCAAACCUAAGCGUCAUCAUGGCUUUUGUCUACCACGCAGGCUGGGAAAGUAGCGCCGACAACGGCUCAGAGCCUGUGCACAUCCGGACUGGUAGAAGAACAAGACGUGGCCAAGACUCUUCACAAACAAUGACAGGCCCUAUACAAAUUGAGAUAGCAAUGGAAACAUACGCAGAGCAUCCAGUCAAGCUAGGAGACACUCAGGAGGACCCCAUUCAGCACAACUCGGAAGAUACCAAAUUCCCGGACUGUGAGUAG
Coniophora puteana RWD-64-598 SS2 is the source of this 957-nucleotide messenger RNA. RefSeq lists its product as uncharacterized. The record is from RefSeq and is a predicted model, not a curated record. NCBI's taxonomy places the organism in Eukaryota, Fungi, Basidiomycota, Agaricomycetes, Boletales, Coniophoraceae. The transcript is spliced from 7 exons. Bases 1 to 957 code for a protein of 318 amino acids.